This is a messenger RNA of Nannospalax galili (Upper Galilee mountains blind mole rat), 1750 nucleotides long. It is a transcript of the gene Med18, whose product is annotated as mediator complex subunit 18. The record is from RefSeq and is a predicted model, not a curated record. Gene Ontology annotation, molecular function: transcription coregulator activity. The coding region runs from base 527 to 1153 and encodes 208 amino acids. Gene Ontology annotation, cellular component: core mediator complex; mediator complex. The transcript is spliced from 3 exons. Gene Ontology annotation, biological process: termination of RNA polymerase II transcription; regulation of transcription by RNA polymerase II. Lineage: Eukaryota; Metazoa; Chordata; Mammalia; Rodentia; Spalacidae.
UCCGCUUUCUACCGGAAAUGCAGAAGGGAGUGUGUGGGGGUGGUCGCGCUGGUCUGGCCCUGCCAGGAUUAGAGAACCCUGAGCUCGCGGAGGGUGGUCGGGAUUCCGAGUCACGGGGCUGCACGGGUGGGUGUGCGAGAAGCUGGCGCGUGCACAGGGGCGAGAGCCUGCUGUGAACGCACAUGACCUGACUCGGUACCGGGACCUGUGCGGUUGGUCUGAUCACAGGCCUCAGCAGUGCUGGCUUGAAAACGUGUUUUCAGAAAUGCCAUUGCCCAUUCUAGUCAGACCCGCUUCCCUCCAUGACGUCAUGCGUAAAAAUGAUCGAUAGACGGGCCCUUUAGUCAGUUUCUGGUACUUUGGUUUUAGUUUUGUUGAGACGGCAUCACUGUACUGUCCUGGCAAGCCUGGCUUUGAACUUAAAGCAGCCUUCCUGUCACCGCCUGGGACUGCAGGUGUAUCCUGUGCUUACCCGAUUGGGAGGUCCGUGUUCAUUUCUGUUGUCUUCCACCUAAUCACAGUCGUCAUGGAGGCACCUCCAGUUACCAUGAUGCCAGUCACUGGGGGCGCCAUUAACAUGAUGGAGUACCUACUGCAGGGAAGUGUUUUGGAUCACAGUUUGGAAAGCCUCAUCCACCGCCUUCGUGGUCUGUGUGACAACAUGGAGCCUGAGACUUUCCUGGAUCAUGAAAUGGUAUUCCUCCUUAAGGGCCAGCAGGCCAGCCCCUUUGUUCUCAGGGCACGGCGCUCCAUGGACAGGGCAGGGUCACCUUGGCAUCUGCGCUACCUGGGACAGCCAGAGAUGGGGGACAAGAACCGUCACGCCCUGGUUCGGAACUGUGUGGAUAUUGCCACAUCUGAGAACCUCACGGAUUUCUUGAUGGAAAUGGGCUUCCGUAUGGACCAUGAGUUUGUUGCCAAGGGACACUUAUUCCGGAAGGGCAUCAUGAAGAUUGUGGUGUACAAGAUUUUCCGCAUCCUGGUCCCAGGGAACACAGACAGCACAGAGGCCCUGUCACUCUCCUAUCUUGUAGAAUUAAGUGUUGUUGCACCAGCCGGGCAGGACAUGGUUUCUGAUGACAUGAGAAACUUUGCUGAGCAGCUCAAACCUCUGGUUCACCUAGAAAAAAUAGACCCCAAAAGGCUUAUGUGAUUAUGAAGGUCUGUCCACCCUGGAGGCCUGUCUUCACCUAUUAGACAAAAGGUGUUACAAAUGCCCCAUUUCACCACAGCCAGCCAGGCAGAUUUUGUCCUGGAAGAAGGAAGAGAGAAUUGAGUUCUUUCGCUGUUUCCUUCAUAUGGUGAUUUCACCUUCAUGACGGCCUUUUAAAAUUAAUGGUCUAGAAUAACAUGGAGAAUUUGUCCAAGCCCCUCUGCCCAAAGUGUAGAAACUAGAUUAAAUUAGCUUUUGGAAAGAAAACUCUCCCUGGGCUUGGGGGAUGGCUCGGUUAUAAGCACUUGCUGCUGUUGCGGAGGACCCAGGCUUAGUUCCUAGCUAAUAACAUCUGUAACUGCAGGUUAGGAAGAUCAGACGCCUUCUUCUGACCUCGCUGGACACCUGUCCACAGGUGAUACAUAUAAAUUUAAAAGAAACUCGUUGUUUUGCCUUUUUUCUUUGCUUUCGUUUUAGUUUUUAGUGUUUUCCUCUUUUGUUUUUUAUGGGUUUUUGUUUGUUUUGACAUUUGUAUAUAAGGUUUAUGACAGUGUGAGCUUAUGUUGUAUGAUAAUAAAGGUUCUAGAAAUGCUUAUA